This is a messenger RNA of Stylophora pistillata, 1292 nucleotides long. Its product is annotated as NF-kappa-B inhibitor-interacting Ras-like protein 2. Gene Ontology annotation, biological process: negative regulation of canonical NF-kappaB signal transduction; Ral protein signal transduction. Gene Ontology annotation, molecular function: GTPase activity; GTP binding; GTPase activating protein binding. Lineage: Eukaryota; Metazoa; Cnidaria; Anthozoa; Scleractinia; Pocilloporidae. The record is from RefSeq and is a predicted model, not a curated record.
CUACCUGCCAUCUUUGUUUUGAGAGAAGAUCAAUCUUUCUAUCUUCCUUCCUUGCUCCUUUUCAAGUGAGGAAAUAGAAGGGAGCGCCAUGCCUAAAUGUUUACGUCUAGUAGUUGUUGGAGGUAGCUGUGUCGGCAAAACGGCAGUCAUCGAGCAAGCUGUGUUUGGAAAUCACUCUCCUGGCCAACCAAUGUUUCAUACUAUUGAAGACAUUUAUGAAGUUCAGUUGGACACGGAGCGAGGAGGGAGAGAAAGAGUACGAAUUUUUGAUACUGCCAGUGUGGAUUCAAGCAAUGGGGAGCUCUCUAAACACUACUUUAGUCUGGCAGAUGGAUUUCUUCUUGUCUUUAGUGUGACUUCAAAGAAGUCAUUUCAGCAGGUCCAAGCCAUAAAGAAAGAAAUUGAGAAAAACAAAGGAAAAGAUUUUCCAGUGGUUGUAAUAGCAACAAAAACUGAUAUAAAGGAAGAACGAGAGUGUGAAUCUGUUGUCAUGAAGAAGUGGGCUGAGGCGGAAAGAGUACAUCUGACGGAAGUUUACGCUGGUGACAGGAAAGCACUACAGGAUCCCUUCAUGCAAAUAACUACAAGAAUGGCCUCUAGUCUUGGAAAUGGUUAUCUUCAGUCUGGUCACUCUGAGGUGAAGAGGUUUCUCUCCAUGCGGAAAACCAGUAAGACAAUGUCUGUAUCUAAGGAAUCUGUACUGGAUUUUACAAAGGAGUAGCAGCACACUAUGAUAUAGCUGUACAAUAAAUUGGCACAACGUCAAUUACUUCUAAAGCAAUGCGUUAAAACUUGAACAGACAGAGUCAGUAUUCCUCGUCACCGAGGAGAUAACACUUGGAUACCCACUGGACGUUAAGCGACACAGUUAGCAUGGUUUAUGAUCAAGAAAAUAACUUUGGAUUGUUUUUUGAUUUGCUGAUUCAUCGCUGGAAAUGCCAUAUUCAAGGAAGGACUCGAGUCCAACUGAGCACCAAGCCAAGAUUAGAAAUUCUUUGAAACAUUUGGGAACAGUUUAUAUUCCUAAAAAGUGAACUAGACUGACUGUAUACACCGAAAGCAAAUAUGGCGUCCAUUUUGUUCUGGACUGACUAGCCUCGUCUUCACGUGGAAAUACAAAAGGAUUAUUGCAUGUGUGAGAGGCUAGUCAGUCCAGAACAAUGGCAACUCAAAUUGGACGCUAUAUUUGCAUUCGGUGUUUUCAUGCUUGUCUUGCUUAAGAGGUGGAUGUAAUUAAAUGAUAAAAUGGAAGGUUUUUGACAGAUUGAAUAAAAGGUUCAAUUCAGCCCUUA